UUAUUUAAAAUAAUUUAUAUAAAAGUUCUACCUAUCAGGAAAACAAUGGUUGUAAUGCAAUGGAGUUUCAUAGAAACAUAGAAAAUAUUGUAGCAUAUAAAGUAUCUAUUGUAGUCACAGUUAUAUUAUUUUCAAUCAGCUUGCAUUGGUAUAUUGAGCAUAGGCGUUUUGACGAAUUCCAGGGUUGGCUUAAAAAAAAUCAGUUAGAAGAGUUUUAUCACAUUUUUAUUAGAAAUGAUAUAAGCACCCUUGAUGGCGUUCUUCGUCUUACAACUAGUGAUAUUCUUUAUAUCCUUGAAAAAGAUUUUCAUACUUCAUCUCUUGAAAGUAUUAAUAGACUUUCCAAAGCUAUUGAACAGCUCAGAAAAGAAGCACAACUACUUUGUUGGUUACGUAAAAAUGGUCUUAGUUAUGUUCAGAAUGAAUUACAUAGUUUGAAUGUAUCUACACUUGAUGAUGUUAUUAGGAACAUUGAGUUGCUAAAAACUUCAAAAAUCUUUCAUGAUCAAAUUCCUCUGAUUAUGUUAGAAAAUGACAAGAACAAUGUAAAAAGUUAUACAUAUAACAGUUCAUAUUUUUUUGUGUAUGAUAUCUUCUACAAAGUUUUAGCACUAUUCAGAUUUAUAGUUACCUGUGGUGCAGGUCUUCUGUUGUUGUUCUUUCUUAUAUCUGUUUUACUUGCAUAUAUUGCCACUACUAUUUUCAUGCGUCAACUACCACAAAUGGCACAGAGAAUUCAAAAUGGAUUCAUUUCAGUUUUCCAUUUGGGUGUUUUUGGAAAUUCAAUUUUAAGAGGCAUGUUACCAAGAGUAUCUCAGGUUGACAAUCUUAGUAAUACAGUUAGUGUUGGUUGUUUUCAAAACAUAUUUGGAAAUUAUUUUGAUGAAAAAAGAAGCUUUAUAACAUGGCUAAAUGAGGAAGAUGUUGUUGGCAUGGAAAAUGUGUUAAAGAUAACGUUUUGUAAAGCUAAUGGUGGACCUUAUGAUGCAACAAAGUUUUCUAGUUUAAAAUGUGAAGUUUUAAUAGAAGGGUCGUCUUUAGAAGUAAAUCUUGUUUUCUGCGAAGAGAAGAAUUGUAUACUGAUUUAUUUUACACCAAUAAAAGCUGGUAACUACAGCAUUUCCAUUAUUGCUAAUGGAAAAGUUUUAGCAAAUUGUCCAAUUUCAAAAGAGUAUAAAGCAGGAAAAAUUGAUACCACAAGGAGUGGUCUUUUACUUCCAAGUUCUUUAUUGAUUCUUGAAGAAAAUCAAAGUGAGUUAAUUAGUUUUGAUGAGCGAGACAAAUAUGGUAAUCAAUGUUAUUCAAUGGUUGAAGAGCUUUACAAGUACCAGUUUCAUAUUUAUGCACUUGGAUAUUCUGCUGAUCGAAUUUCUCCCCAGCUGUUAUUUAUUGAAGAACCUGAUGCAAAAUUACAUCAAGCAUGGAUAACUUUAAGUAAAGCUGGUGUUUACUCUGCAGCUAUAUACUAUGACGAUAAAUUAUUUAGUGAAAAUGUUACUUUGGUCGUACUUACAAAUGUUGAGAUGAAAGAAGUGCAAAAAAAUAUUCAAAUGUCGAGUUGGAACCUAUAUUAUGAAGGAUAUAUUAGAAGUGAAAAUAUUAUGAAACAAUCUGAAACAGUUACAGAUAAGAAAAGAAAAGUUUUUUGCUACAUUAGUCCAAAAAUGCUGACCAUAAAAGAAUAUUAUUUGAAAAUAUUUCCAAAAAAAUUGUAUUCUAUUCGAAUUCAGCCAACUGUAAAGAUUACUUUUCUGGAUGAGAUUGAACCUGCAAUUUUAAUUAAAACCAGAAGUAAUGUUGUCAAGUUGUAUACAAAACAUAGAAACAUCUUGGUAGCUACAUUUGAAAAGUUAAUGUUAAAAAACAUUGGUGGUUCUCAAUCAUUUAAAGAAAAGCAAAAGUUUUUUUAUAACACAAUAGAAAACAUGCACCCACGCAGUAGUAUGACAACAGCAUUUAUUGAAGUUAGUCGAGAAAACUUGCUUAAUGAUGCUAUGCAUUCUGUUAAAUCGUACAGUCAAUCUGAUUGGUGGAGAAAAUUGCAAAUUAAAUUUAAGGGAGAAAAUGGAAUUGAUUAUGGAGGCCUAACUCGAGAAUUUAUACAACUGCUGUUAUCAGAGUUAUUACAUAAAAAGGGUGCAUUGUUUAGGAAGUUUAAUGAUGAUGAUUCACAAGCACUGAUUCAUCCCAAUCCUUUUCGUGAAAAAACCUAUCAAAACAUAAAGCUGUAUGAAUUCCUUGGUUUACUUAUUGGAAAGUGUUUAGUUGAAUGUUCUUUUGGUCAAGUAAGGCAGUUAUUUAUCAAAGCCAGGUUUUCAAGAUCAUUUUUGUCACUUAUACUGGGUUAUGGAGUUAGUUGGAAGCAUUUUGCUAGCGAUGAUAAGUUGUAUUACACUGGAAAGAUUAAAUAUAUACUGGAGAAUAACCCUGAAUGUCUGGAAAUAUAUUUUACUGAAGAUGUUUAUGAUAAUGACAACAAGUUUAUUAAGGUUGUUGAUCUAGAGACAAACGGUUCACAAAUUCAAGUGGUAGAUUCUAACAAAGAGAUUUACUUGCAGAGACUUGCUGAAUUUCGUUUACAUGAAUCUGUUUCCGAGGAAAUUGACUCGUUUUUAAAAGGUCUUCACUUUAUCAUUCCAGAUGGGCUUCUUUCAAUGUUUGAUGAAAAUGAAGUAGAGCUGCUACUUUGUGGUAUGGAAUAUAUCAGUGUAUCAGACUGGAAAGCAAAUUCCACUUUUUUAUUUGGUAUAGAUCUUAAUGACAAGGUUAUGUCAUGGUUUUGGUCAAUUCUAUCCAGUUUUAGUCAGGAAGAGCUGUCUCGCUUACUUCAAUUUACAACUGGCUGUGGACAGUUGCCUCCAGAAGGAUUUGCUGGACUUUAUCCUAAUUUUCAAAUAACACGAGCUGGUUUAACUGAUUCCUUACCUACUGCUCACACAUGCUUCAACAAUUUGUGUUUGCCUCUUUAUACAAGCCGAGAAGAAAUGAAAAAAAAACUAAUCAUUGCUAUGAACGAAGGUUCUGAAGGUUUUGGUCUUGUUUAAAAUAAUUCUUUUUAGUUUAGUGUGUAUGAGACAGGAGGGAGGUAGGUGGGAAGGUAAUUUGGAGCGUAUAUUGACGGAAUAAAAUGGUAUAUAUUUUGCAUCACUAUAUUUUACAAUUUUUAUAUCAUAUUGUUAUGGCUGCUGUAAAUAAAUUUAAAUUUCCUUUAUGUUUUUAUACGUUACUAAAGAUUAUUUUGCGCAUUAAUAAAGAAAAAAGAUAAACCUUGUAAUUAUAUAAGAAAUAUUUUUACUCAAACACGAUAGAUUUUUAACGAUUUAAAAUAAAUGUUUAUUUUUUAAAAAA
Molecule: messenger RNA, 3348 nt
Organism: Hydra vulgaris (swiftwater hydra)
Lineage: Eukaryota; Metazoa; Cnidaria; Hydrozoa; Anthoathecata; Hydridae
Product: apoptosis-resistant E3 ubiquitin protein ligase 1
Biological process (GO): protein polyubiquitination; negative regulation of apoptotic process
Cellular component (GO): cytoplasm
Molecular function (GO): ubiquitin protein ligase activity
Source: RefSeq, a predicted model, not a curated record